This is a messenger RNA of Psammomys obesus (fat sand rat), 5814 nucleotides long. RefSeq names its product syntaxin 17 (gene Stx17). The transcript is spliced from 8 exons. NCBI's taxonomy places the organism in Eukaryota, Metazoa, Chordata, Mammalia, Rodentia, Muridae. Gene Ontology annotation, molecular function: SNARE binding; SNAP receptor activity. Bases 147 to 1055 code for a protein of 302 amino acids. The record is from RefSeq and is a predicted model, not a curated record. Gene Ontology annotation, cellular component: plasma membrane; autophagosome membrane; endomembrane system. Gene Ontology annotation, biological process: vesicle fusion; intracellular protein transport; exocytosis.
CCGCCUCGGGGGCUGGGCUGCGAUGUGGUGCGGCGGGCCAGGCUGUGGACGCACGGUAGAGGCGCCGGGCAGCAAGUCCAGCUUCGGGUGUUCCUGUAUGAGGGCAGAGAUCUGCUGCAAGAGGAAGUGGUUCAAUAGGACUCAGGAUGUCUGAAGAUGAAGAAAAGGUGAAGCUACGCCGGCUCGAGCCAGCUAUCCAGAAAUUCACUAAGAUAGUGAUCCCCACUGACCUGGAGAGGUUGAGAAAACACCAGAUAAACAUUGAGAAGUAUCAGCGGUGCAGAAUUUGGGACAAGUUACAUGAAGAGCACAUCAAUGCAGGGCGCACUGUUCAGCAACUCCGCUCCAAUAUCCGAGAAAUGGAGAAGCUUUGCUUAAAAGUCCACAGGGAUGACCUGGUUCUUCUGAAGCGCAUGAUAGAACCUGUUAAGGAGGCAGCAGCAGCUGCCACGGCAGAGUUUCUCCAGCUCCACCUGGAAUCUGUCGAAGAACUGAAGAAACAAUUUAAUGACGAAGAAGCUUUUGUACAGCGUUCUCUGACCAGAUCCACGACCAUUGGUGGCGUGCUCCACGCUGGGGAGGCCGAAGCUGCUUCUCAGAGUCUGACUCAGACAUACGCCUUGCCUGAAAUUCCUCGAGACCAAGAUGCUGCUGAAUCCUGGGAUACCUUAGAAGCGGACUUAAUUGAACUUAGCCAUCUGGUCACUGAUUUCUCCCUCCUAGUGAAUUCUCAGCAGGAGAAGAUUGACAGCAUUGCAGACCAUGUCAACAGUGCUGCUGUGAAUGUUGAAGAGGGAACCAAAAACUUGGGGAAGGCUGCAAAAUACAAGCUGGCAGCUCUGCCUGUGGCAGGUGCACUCAUCGGAGGAGUGGUGGGGGGUCCCAUCGGCCUCCUCGCAGGCUUCAAAGUGGCAGGAAUUGCAGCUGCACUUGGUGGUGGGGUGUUGGGCUUCACAGGUGGAAAAUUGAUACAAAGAAGGAAACAGAAAAUGAUGGAGAAGCUCACUUCCAGCUGUCCAGAUCUCCCUAACCAAAGUGACAAAAAAUGCAGUUAAAGCCCAGGCUUCCGGCUGGCGCGAGGUCACCUCGCUGCUGCUGCCGCCGCCGCUGGAACAGUGCUAGGAAGCGGCUCUCCAUGUCCUUGGGGCAGUGAACCACCAUAGAGGACGAUUUGUUUCCUGGGUGUUAAUGGAGAUGGUGGAGGGGAGGAGCCUGGGCUGAGGGUGUGUGCUGUCUGUCAGGUCAAGUUUAAAGACUGCCAAAGAGCAAGUGUUCUGCCUGCAAAUGUGAAAACUGAACCCAUAACUAUAAGAUGUGUAGAAAUGUAUUGGACAGCUGAGGGUCAGUGUAUUUGUAGAUUAUUUCUCCAAGAAUAUGAGUGCAGGAGUCUUUCUGUCCGGUGGGAAUGUUGCUGCCUAACAAGGGACACCGGUGAGCUACUUGUGUACUUGGGGGCUGGCUGAACUUGGAUCCAUCUAUAUUUUCUGAGGAAGGAGAUUAAUACUAUAAAAUAGAAAGAGAAGCCCACUUUCUCCUCACAGUCUCCUCAUUGUGACAUAGGUAUCUUUUCUGAAGUCAGCCCCUCCCAUGCUGGACCCACCAGACCAGCCACCAAGCCGCUUCCAGCUGGUGAUCCUGAAAGCUCUCUGCUUCUAGGGUGAAUUCUACCUGUAUUAUGAGGAUUUUUUUCACAAUCUGCCUUUUUAUCUAGUUUUCCAUCUCUAGCUUAAUCUCUUAUGUUGAAAAAGAAAAUUUAAGUACUUUCAACAUUAUUUGGGUGGAGAGGAGUGUAAAGGCUAUAUAUAUCAUGGAGCAUUUUAGAACUUCAGGAGUCUGGCAUACCUGUCUCAAGGGGUCUGGGCCCCUCAGCCUUCUCGGAGGGGGGCAAGAAGGAGCUUUCUACCUCACUUCUGUUACUGCUGCCCUUUCCCCAGCCUUCUCCCUCCUGCCUCUGCCGCUGUUCUUCCAGUGUUCAAGCUUAACUUCUCUCAUGUUCUAGAUGGCCAAGGCCAAGAUUCAGACUCAAGGAAAGCUCUGUGGUGCUAACCCAAAAGUUCACAUGGACAGCAGGCAUGCUCCAGUCCAGCUCCAUGUCUGUCUCAAACGAGAAGAUUUGAGAUCUAGAGAAAGGAACUUAAGACUGAAGGCAGCCUCACCCCGAAUCCUAGCUCAUUGGAAAUAAGAAGGGGCUACUGGUCGCCUCAACUCUUUAAUCUCUCCUGAAGAGAGUGCACGACCAGCCAGGAGCACAGGUUCGAGGGCCAAAGGGUUCAUCACUUAGCUGCUUUUAAGAGCUGAGUUGAUGUUUGACCUCUACUGGUUGCUACAUUUCCUUCUGGGCCACAAAAUCCUUCCCUUCCAUGUUCUGUGUCUGACCAGUGUAUUCCUAUGAAACAAAGCACUACAUCUUCUUAAAUGACUGGGAAGUAUCAAGUAAAUGUGGAUCCUGAAACACUGCCUGACACUGGGCAUUAAGUAUUUGGAGUAAUUGCUUUUAACUUCAUACUUGUUCUCCAGCUCUUGCUGCUCCUUUAAGACAGCAUGUCAUACCUGAGGAGGGCAGGGCAGAACUCAUCCAUAUUUUAUUUAAGACAACAUUCUUUCUUCUUUUGUUUCAUUUUUCAAGAUGGUUUCUCUGUGUAGCCCUGAUUUGCCUUUUCGGGGAACUCUAUAGAACAGGCUGACCUCGAACUCAGAGACCUACCUGCCUCUGCCUCCUGAGUGCUAGGAUUAAAGGUGUGCCUCCAUACCUGGCUAAAACUAGAUUCUUGAACCUUGGCCACAGGUUGGCCACAGCCAACCCAGCCUGCUUAGCUGGAAUUACAAGAAUAAGCAAUGCCAUUUAAUUCUUUUAAUCUCUCGUAUUCUACUUUAUCUUCCUCUUUGCUUAAUACUCAAUUCUGCCAAUCCCAAAAGGGCCACUCAGUCAGUGUGCCAUAAGCAGGGUGCCACAGCCACAGCACAAAGAACUCAAAAGAACCAGUAGUGAGGCCUGUAUGUGAAACUCACACCUUCUGGAUUUUGCACUUUUGCUGAACCAGUGGAGGAACUGUUGACAUGGCCAUGAACUAUCAGUAUUGGGCUUUUGACUCUAGCUGUCUCCGUGCUUAAGGAAGGUACAGUCUUCUUUAAAAUUUUAUUAUACUUUAAAGUUAUUUAGAAAUUGUAUUUCCUUUCUCCACAGUAGAACCUAAUAGCUAACUUUUUGUGGAAAUUACUUAGAAGUGUUUAAUCAACUACAAAUGAAAUAAAGUACUUAAAAGUGUCAUUUAAUCAAUAUGACACAGAAGUGAUCUUAAACUUGAAUUUAAUAUGCCCUAUAGUGUCUAAUUAAAUUUAUCUUUUCUAUGAUUUAUGUCUUAUUUUUAUUCCAACCAGUUAAAAAGAACUACUUUAAUUAAGGUCUUAAAGUUUGCAAAGACUCAUUUCAAUAAUGCCGGUACUCCUAAAGACUGUUUUUGAUGUUAUAAUCCAAGAAUUCCAAUGAAAUUUUAGUGUAACCCACAGUAAAAAGUAUAUUAAAAUUGAACAUAUAGACAUGAGAAAUGUUUACCAUUAUAUGCAAUACAUUCUGAUGUUUUGUUUUCAACAUGCUAGUUUCAACCUACUAAACCACUCUCAGUCUACAAAUAGAUUAACACUCUCAGUUUUCAGAAAACACCCUUCCCUACAGAAAAAGUGGUGUGUACCAAGCAGUCUGCCAGGCACUCCACCAGGCAUUUGAGGAUAGUGUAACUGGGCCUCAGGAAUUCAGUAAUUCGCAGAGUCACUCAGUUCUGAAGCCAGGAAGCCAGGAUGGGGCUGUGUGUUGAUGCUUAGCCUGCUCUGUCAACUGUGCCUCACUGGGAGCCCAGAGGCUGUGGGCCAGCGGACAGCCACCCACACUGUUCACUUGCUUCUUUGUCUUCUGGCCUCACUAGGUGUCCGCAGCCUGCCCUUAAUCGUGGCUAUGGCAGAACACGGCACUGCACCGUUCCUCAAGUGUAAACUAUGAGUGCUGGGGAUCCAACCCACCCCCUACACUCUGGUUUAUAUCCGAGGUUAUGAUCAUUGCUUAAAGUGUUUUAUAUAAUUUAAAGUACUUUUAAAACAGGUCUCUCAUUGCUUUUAGAAUCAAUGAAUCAUUACUCUUUAAAUGAUGCUCCUGGGAAGCCAUGCAGGCACAGCAGGGUAUAGGUAACAGCCUAUUUCUGAACAUCAGCUUUUGGAUUGCCAGUAAAGAAUUGCAUGUUAAAUAAGAAAAGCCACAUCCACUGUGUUGGCCACAGACUGUUCCCCCAUACCGUUUGACCCUGCUCUCUUCCCAUCUUAAUUUUGUGUCUUCUGUUGGCUUAACUCUCUUGACUCACACACAGGAGCCAGGGACUUAACAUGCCUAGAAAGCAAGCAUGCCGAAAGCUGCCUCUAACUGGCCGGACUUCUAGUGCAGGGACCCUGAAAUUCCACAAAUGUCCUUCUGCCGGUCUGCCUUUCAUACUCUUAUGUUUUCUGCCGUGAGAACUGGUUGCUGUUAACACCUACUGUUUCCAAGUAGGAAACGGAACUACAGACACCUAGCACACUACCUUCCAGUAAAAGCCCAGAAGCCAAGCGUUCCUUUGAGUUGUUAGAAAAGGCAUUUCUCAGAAGAGUCCCAGAAGCCCUUCACUGACAGCACAUGGAUAAAGGAGUGACAGCCUCGGGCAAGGUCCUCCUUGUGCAUACAGUGCUUUCUCCUCACAGAGCAGAAUGUGGCUGUGGCUCCCAGGUGCUUACUGAUGUCUGAUGACAUUCUCAAGUAGUUAGAGAUCUGACAAGGCAAGGGUGCUUCCUCUCUGGCCCAGAGUAAUAACACACAUUCAGAUUCUGUAUGUGGAGUUUGUUUUUGCUUUCUGGAACAGACUUUACUGAUAGUGUAGGCUGGUUUUGAACUUGCAGUCCUGCUGUCAGCUCUCAAGUGCUGGGAUUAAAAACAUCCAACUCUGUUUUAUAACUCUUAUUAACACAUGUUUCUAGUAAGCGGUUCUGUUUGUAUUCAGCAGCUUGGCACCCUUUCACAGAAAAACUUCUAGAGUGUUAAAGUCAAUAGUAAAAGAGUUGUGUAUCUACGCUACUACCUUCAAAGAAACUAGUUUGUGACACACAUACAUCUGUGCAAUAUUAACCCAACAAAUAUAUUGGAAUAAAAACAUAAAAAAUGUCAAGGGCAAAAUGAUUUGCCCGAGAUCACAAAGCUACUCUGUAUCAGAUCUAAGAGAAUGACUUGGGGUGUGGUGGGGAGGAUCCUCCAUGUACUUUUACCAAGGUUUUCUUAUGCUAUGUCAAGCUGCCUGCUGAAGCUUGUAGGUCAGGCCAACUCAAUGGUCCAAAUCAGGCAAAAUGGGAAGAAAUGUAAGAACACAAAUUGCUUUAAGAAGAGGAAAUUAGAUGCAAUUUCUUAACCUUCCAAACUGUAUCAGUCUCACCGCCUGUUCCUUGCAGUAAAAGCACGAGGACCCCCCAUCAGCAGCAAGUGGCGCUCUGUCGGCCCGUGAGCCCCUUACACACUUAUUUGAGCGAGACACUCAAUAGUUUGCUUUUUUGUAUACACUUCUCGACUUUUUGAGAUUUUCCUUUUGAUGUUAAUAAAUUGUGUUAGUAGAUUCCAUUAGCUAAAUGCCUCAAAGGAGUGAUUCACAUUGUUGUUGAACUUUAGGUAUGGACAGGAAAGACUCAAUGGUGAGGAUUUCUGCAAAAUUCAAUACUUCCUGAAUUGGUUUGUCAUUUAUUAUGUUGCUGAGUGGUGCUUGAAUAAGGAAAUAUGCAAUAAAAUUCACCCAUUUGACAAACACUAAA